Sardina pilchardus (European sardine) is the source of this 1642-nucleotide messenger RNA. RefSeq names its product stonustoxin subunit beta-like. NCBI's taxonomy places the organism in Eukaryota, Metazoa, Chordata, Actinopteri, Clupeiformes, Clupeidae. The record is from RefSeq and is a predicted model, not a curated record. Gene Ontology annotation, molecular function: protein binding. The coding region runs from base 392 to 1333 and encodes 313 amino acids. The transcript is spliced from 6 exons.
AACGGUUGGGCCUUUUAACUGUGAUUGUUAUUUUAUUGUUUUAUUGAUCUCACUUCUGCUUCUGUUAUUCUGUAGACUAGCUUGUUGUAAAUUGACUGAUGAGGCCUAUGAAAGUGUGGCCUCUGCGCUCCAGUUGCCAAAUUCACCACUUAGAGAGCUUGACCUGAGAAAGAAUGACCUACACAACUCUGCAGAGAACUUGCUCUGUGUCUCUCUCAAAAGUUCGAACUGUAACCUGGAGACACUGAGACUUUCUGGCUGUAAGCUGUCACCGGAAUCCUGUCGUUUUUUGACCUCAGCUCUUCAGUCGCCAAACUCACACUUGAGUGAGCUAGAUCUAAGCAACAAUGACCUUAGAAGCUCCAUUAAGGACGUGGUUUGUGCUGGGCUGAUGAGUGAGCAUUGCAGACUACAGAAAUUCAGAGUUUCUGGCUGCAACCUUACAGAAGUCUCCUGUGAAAUGAUAGCCACUCCCCUUAAGCGUGAAAACUCUCAGUUGAAGGUGCUGGACAUCAGCCAUAACGAUUUGCAAGAUGCUGGCAUAGAGCUACUGUGCCCUGGAUUACAGAGUCCACAUUGUAUAGUAGAGGUACUAAGGCUCUCUGCCUGUCUCAUCUCAGAGAAAGGCUCUUUCAUCCUGGCAUCGGUCGUUGAAGCUCACUCUCAACUCAGAGAGCUGGACCUGCAGAACAAUUAUCUUGGAGAUGCUGGGGUGAUGCUGCUCACUGCAAAACAGAGAGAUCCAAUGUGCAAACUGGAGUUACUAAACGUCAACAAUUGCUCAGAGCAGUGGUUGAAACCAGGGCCGCAAAAAUAUGCCUGUGAACUCACAUUGGACUCAAACACAGCAAGCCGGCAUCUUGCCCUGUCAAAGAGGAAUCAGAAAGCCACUUACAUGAACAAACGGCAACCAUAUCCAGACCACCCCGAUAGGUUUGCCGACUGCCCACUGGUGCUGUGUGAAGAGGGUCUCAGUGGUCGGCACUACUGGGAGGUGGUGUGGGGAGGAAGUGGGGUCCGUAUAGGAGCCACUUAUAAAGACAUCAACAGGAAAGGGGCGAAAGGGCUGGAUGGCAGUGCGACAGCCUGGUGCAUGGAGUGCUGCACUGAGCGAUUCACUGUCCAACACGCCAACCGGACGCAGACGAUCCCACGCGGAUCAGGGUCAGGUUCUAGAGUAGGAGUGUACCUGGACUGGCCCGCAGGCACUUUGUCAUUUUUCAGUGUUUGCUCUGGCACUCUCAAACUUCUACACACAUUUGAUGCCAUAUUUGCUGAGCCUUUAUAUCCAGGGUUUUACAUCGCCUCUGAGUCUUCAGUGGAACUGUGCUGAUGUAUAAUUUCAGUUUUUCUCAAUUAUUUACACACUACUGGUAUUAACAUUGAACAUUGAAAAGUAUAUCCAAGACACUAUUCUUCUGUUUCACACGGUAGAUAUUAUUGAACUUUUAGAACAAAACUGUACACACAAAACACUUAUAGCAGUGGUUCUCAAACUUUUCACAAUGAUUACCACCCCAGAGAACAAUUGGCUCUCCAAGCACCACCAUUAUGACCAGCAUUAAAUACAGUAGCGUAAGCCAAUUUAAAUAUAUUUCACAUUGUACAUACUGUUUUGCAUUGUUUUGUUUUUUUCAAUAAA